AUUUUCACCCGAAUUGGAUCUCCAUACCCCCACUUAAUUUUUGCUGGACUCGAGUUGCGAAACGGAAUCCAGACACGGAAAAGUGAAGAUCGAAGGACGACACAACGCAAUCGCGAACGGAAAUAAAUCUCGAUUCAAGUCAACAUGCCGGCUGCUGUUGAGGGUACCGCAGCCAAAACUGCGGGCAAGCGGAAGCGCCAGGAGAAUGGGGAUUCGACCAAAAAGAGGAGGAAAUCUGGCGACGGCGACGGCGACGACCUCCAAACCACGAUCGAGAAGCUCGAAACCGAAAUACAAGAGUCAAAGAAGCAUUACAACAACAUUGCGACCCUUAUUGAACUCGCGCAGAAAGGCAGCCAAGACUCGAAAGCUGCCCUGAGUGCCUCUGAGGCAUUGUGUCGCAUCUUCAUCCGGCUUCUGGCCGCGGGCAACCUCGUUAAGCGGAAGGAUGUGUCGGAAAAAGAUGCCACCGUAACUGGUUGGCUGCGGGAUCGCCUGGCCGACUAUAGGGGCGCCCUUUUGGCCAUGUUCCGGAGCAAGAAGCUGGCAUCAAACGCCCUGAUGCUGGCCAUGGCGCUUUUGAAAGCGGAAGCCCAACAUCUCGGCGACCGGAUGGAACCAGUGUUUCCCCGGUAUUUCUUCUCGGAUAUUGUCGCCAGCCUCCUCGAAUCUCCUGUUGAGCAGCUGCUGGAGGAAUUCUCGGAGAAGUUCGUUGAUGAAUACCACGAUAUCCGCUUCUACACCUUCGAGGCCAUCAAGACGUACCUCACAGAGAGAGAGCACGGCGUCGACGAAGAUCUCCGGAACACCGUGUUCGAAAUGCUGAUCAGCAUGGAGGAUGUGCCCGAGUCGAACGACGAUUUGGAGGAGUUCUACAUUGAGCCGCCCCAAAAGAAGAAGCACCCGUUGCGCUCUUUGUCGCAACACAAGAAACAGGCUCAAGAGGCAUGGUUGGCGCUCAUGCACCUUGGCCUGAGCAAAGAGCAAAGGAAGAAGGUCCUAGAAGCCAUGGCCACGUCAAUCGCCCCGUGGUUCACUCAACCCGAGCUGCUCAUGGAUUUCCUGACCGAUUGCUACAACUCUGGCGGCUCCAUCUCACUCCUCGCUCUGUCAGGUGUCUUUUACCUGAUACAGGAGCGCAAUCUCGACUACCCGGAGUUCUUCACCAAGCUCUACUCGUUACUCGACGCCGAUAUCCUCCACUCCAAGCACCGCUCGCGCUUCUUACGCUUGCUUGACACCUUCCUCGGGUCCUCCCAUCUACCCGCAGUGAUGGUGGCCAGUUUCAUCAAGCGGUUAGCUCGUCUCGCGCUAAAUGCGCCACCGAGUGCUAUUGUGAUUAUCGUGCCAUGGUUCUAUAACCUCUUCAAGAAGCACCCUCUCACUACCUUCAUGAUGCACCGUGUACCUCGGAGCAAGGAAGAGAAGGAUCUGCUGGAGACUGAAGGCUUGGAUGACCCCUUUCUACCGGAGGAGAAAGACCCGAUGGAGACACGCGCCAUCGACAGCUGUCUGUGGGAGAUCGUCCAGUUGCAAUCUCACUACCACCCCAACGUUGCUACAAUCGCCAAAAUCAUAUCGGAGCAAUUCACCAAGCAGGCGUAUAGUCUCGAAGACUUCUUGGACCACUCUUAUGGCAGUCUCCUCGAGGCUGAAAUAAGCAAGGAAGUCAAGAAGCCACCGGUCGUCGAGUACAUGAUCCCAAAGAGAAUCUUCACCAAAGCUGAUGAGGCUGCAGCGGAGCCGGACAGCUUGCUCGUCGGCCUGUGGGAUUUUGGCUCGUCAUAGGACUUUUUCCAUCUUCUCUAUCAGGUCUCGUCGGAUGAAGCCAAGGAGUCUCCUCAUGCUUCUCUCCGGCACCUCGUAAUUUCAUGCAACCCUCGAAGGCACAUCGUUGAGCACGUGCUGCCGUUGCACAACAUGUCUCG
Chaetomium fimeti is the source of this 1928-nucleotide messenger RNA. RefSeq names its product CBF/Mak21 family-domain-containing protein. The transcript is spliced from 3 exons. The record is from RefSeq and is a predicted model, not a curated record. Lineage: Eukaryota; Fungi; Ascomycota; Sordariomycetes; Sordariales; Chaetomiaceae. Gene Ontology annotation, biological process: ribosome biogenesis. Gene Ontology annotation, cellular component: small-subunit processome; nucleolus; Noc4p-Nop14p complex. Bases 145 to 1788 code for a protein of 547 amino acids.